UGCCCCACCCAGCACUCUGGGGUGACGGGCUAACAAGCGUAAAAUAAAAGUUUGUGGUAGUUUCUGAAUCGCAAACAUAAAAUAAUCUGCAGAUGCUGGGAUCAAAGCAACACGUCGACUCAUGGUUUCCACUGAUGCUGCCUGACCUGCUGAGUUCCUACAGCGUGCUGUGAGUUUCUGUAUCGCAUUGUCUGUUCUGAGUGGAGAGGGGGAGCCCGCUGCAUGGGCAACAGCUCGCUCUCCCCGUUGUACUGCACCGGCUUGUGUAUCAACACAGCUGGGGCACAUACAUCCACAGUCAGAGGGCCAUGGGUAGUUUGUUGUGUACAAUGAAAUUUCAAAUAACCUUUUGGCGUCUGGCUCCCUGGAUGCUGACUUCUGUGCCCUCUUCCCACUCCCGAAGACCCUGGUUCCAGUGAGGAGCGUUAUUCAUAGCCAGAGAGGUUGUUAACCGGGAACAGAGGUUCGGUGGUAGUGGGACUAGGGAAAAGUGUGUGUGGUGUGGAUUAUAAUUUUAUGGGACAAGUAACAGGAAUUUAGUACUCUCUGGCUCAAGGGAGCGUUCAAAUGGUGCAAAGGGAAUUUCUGGUGAGUGGCUGCCAGCUGCCUUGCACCCCAGUCCCUGUGUUCAUGAAGCCCGCUAGCUGUCCUGUGGUCCUGGCCAGCUAACUGCAGAUGUGCAACCAUGGAUCCCUGAUCCUUUGUCCCACUCAAUGCCCAAUCACCAUCCCAUCCCUUACUGGCAUCUGCCCAUAGAGUUGGAAAGCUGACUUCCCUUACACCCAGAGUUUGCCCCCAUUCCCUGGCUUCAAAGCUUGGAGUCUGGGCAAGGUGAAGGGUGAGGUUUGCCAUCUUAACCAACAUGCCCACGCCUCUACCAAGAUGGUAGCAGCCACCGAGCCUGAUGGGAGGAAGGGCUAGGAGCCGAAGCUGCCCACGCCUCUACCAAGAUGGUAGCAGUCGCCGAGCCUGACGGGAGAUGGUGGCGAAGCCCUGGCAGCACGCGGCAGAAGCCGCACCCAGAUGUACUGCGCGAGGCGCUGGAGUCUAUCACAUGCGAGGUGGAGCGCGGGAAAUAAUGACGUGCACGGCGGAAUCGGAGUGGAGGGGGGUGUAGUGCACAGGAAUCGAUGACGUGCUCGGCGGAAUGGGGGGGGGGUGCGUAGAGCGCAGAAAUCGAUGACGUGCACGGCUGAGGCGCGAAGCGGGAUCUGUUGAGAUAGACGACGGCUGAGAGCGAGAAACCCAAGCCCUGCAGCAGUCAGGGGUAUGGAUUGGUUCCACUGCAAUAAGUGCUACCAGAAGCCUGCAAGCACCAUCUGCUUCAGCAUCUCCAGCUGUCAGCAUAUCCUCUGCCACAAGUGCAUCGGUCGAGAUAAAUGCAGUGUCUGUGGAUUAGCCUGCAAGUACUUGCCGCUAUCAGACAAAAUGGCGGCCCAUGAACGAAUGUACUUCAGGAAACCAUCAGACGUCUGUCGGAAAUACCUGGAGCACAUCGCGCAGGUGACCAAAUUCCAGCGGAAGCAGACUGAGAUACUCCUUGCCUUCUACAAGCACAAGCUUUCUAGAAUGGAGUUGGCUCUGCAGGAGGCCCAGAGCAAAAUCCGAAUGCAGGAGAAGGAAUCAGAAGCACUGAAGAACCAGGUUAGCGACAUGAAGAAGAUGUUAGCCCUCAACAAG
Mobula hypostoma (lesser devil ray) is the source of this 1680-nucleotide messenger RNA. RefSeq names its product RING finger protein 212B-like. Gene Ontology annotation, cellular component: synaptonemal complex. The transcript is spliced from 6 exons. Gene Ontology annotation, molecular function: SUMO transferase activity. Gene Ontology annotation, biological process: protein sumoylation; homologous chromosome pairing at meiosis; reciprocal meiotic recombination. The record is from RefSeq and is a predicted model, not a curated record. Lineage: Eukaryota; Metazoa; Chordata; Chondrichthyes; Myliobatiformes; Myliobatidae. The annotation marks the transcript as partial.